Grammomys surdaster is the source of this 285-nucleotide messenger RNA. It is a transcript of the gene Mln, whose product is annotated as motilin. The coding region runs from base 1 to 285 and encodes 94 amino acids. The transcript is spliced from 2 exons. NCBI's taxonomy places the organism in Eukaryota, Metazoa, Chordata, Mammalia, Rodentia, Muridae. Gene Ontology annotation, molecular function: motilin receptor binding. The record is from RefSeq and is a predicted model, not a curated record.
AUGGCGUCCCGCAAGGCUGUGGUCGUCUUGCUAAUGGUAUAUGCAGCUGCCAUGCUGACCUCCCAGAUUGCAGCCUUCGUUCCCACCUUCACGUGGACUGAACUCCAGAGAAUGCAGCUGCUCCGGCGGGCGCAAAUGGGAGUGCGAAUGACCGCUAGGCAGCUGGAAAAGUACCAGGCAGCCCUGGAAGGGCUGCCGAGGGAGGCCAUGUCGCUGGACCCCUUUGGUAAGCACGUGAGGGUGGUAUCUCUGUGGCUUAAACCAGGCCGACCACCCUGCCAUUGA